This is a messenger RNA of Cheilinus undulatus (humphead wrasse), 921 nucleotides long. Its product is annotated as odorant receptor 131-2-like. Gene Ontology annotation, biological process: G protein-coupled receptor signaling pathway. The record is from RefSeq and is a predicted model, not a curated record. Bases 1 to 921 code for a protein of 306 amino acids. Lineage: Eukaryota; Metazoa; Chordata; Actinopteri; Labriformes; Labridae. The transcript has a single exon. Gene Ontology annotation, molecular function: G protein-coupled receptor activity. Gene Ontology annotation, cellular component: membrane.
AUGAAUGCCUCAUCAGAGGUGACACAGGGGAUGCUGUUACACACACCUGUCAAAGUUCUGAUCUCUGUGCUGCCAUGUAUGCUCUUUCUCUAUGUGAACUUUGUCAUGCUGUUCGCCCUGCUGAGGAAGCCUCUCCUCCUGGAGUCCUCCCGCUACGUCUUGUUUGGUCAUUUGCUCCUCACUGACUCCCUGCAGCUUUUCUGUGCCAUGUUGAUGUACAUUUUUGCAGUGGCUGUCGUCAGAAUGGUCAGCUAUGUCUGUGUCAUAAUCGUAGUGUUUGCAAGCAUCACUGUUAAAAUGUCACCUCUGAAUCUGGCUGUCAUGUCUUUGGAGAGGUACGUUGCGAUUUGUUUCCCUCUGAGGCACGCUGAUAUUGCCACAACCAGGAGGACGGGUGUAGCUAUUGCUGUAAUGUGGACUGUUGGCUCUUUUGACUCGUUCAUACAGCUGUUCCUCUUUGUCAGUCUGGAGAACACAACCGUGACAAUGCAGAAGUUCUGCUACAGAGAUAGCGUCUUCAGGCUGCAUAUUUUUUCCACUUUAAACAUGAUCUUCACCAUUGUGCUUUUUGUGUUAGUGAGCAUUGUUAUAAUCUACACAUACAUAGCUAUCAUGGUUACUUUAAAGUCAGCCUCCUCCAAUGCCCGUAAUGCCAGCAAGGCCCACAAAACAAUUCUGUUGCAUAUGAUUCAGUUGGGCCUGUAUCUCACCUCCAUUCUGUUUAAUACCAUCAACUCAAGCAGCCAGUGGUACAUUCCUUCUAACAUUGCUGUUCAUGUUCAGUAUGCACUCUUCGUGAGUCUGAUGAUUUUUCCCAAGUUUCUGAGCCCGCUCAUAUAUGGCCUCAGAGACACCACUUUUAAGCACAUCUUUAGACACUACUUCACCUUUGGCUGCAAAACUACCACAAUCACUUUUUAG